AUGCUGGCGAGGUCGUACGUGUGGUGGCCGGGUAUCGAUAAAGAUAUAGAAGAGUAUACAAAGGCAUGCGAAGCAUGUUUAGUCGAGCAAAAGAAACCACCGCAAACGCCUUUGACUACGUGGCCUUGGCCUGACCGUGCAUGGCAUCGCAUCCAUUGUGACUUCAUGGGCCCAUUCUGGGGUGACAUGUAUCUAGUAAUAAUUCAUGCGCAUACGAAAUGGCCCGAAGUUAUCAAUUUUAAAAAGAACACAAAAGCGUAUAGGUUAGUUCAGGAAUUUAAAUGUUUAUUUGCACGUUAUGGCUUACCUGUGCACGUAGUAACUGAUGGAGGAUCACAGUUUAGAUCUGAUGAAUUUACAGAUUUUUUAAAGCAAAAUGGAGUUGCGCACAGUUUUUCUCCGCCUUACCACCCAGCGACAAACGGCGCAGCCGAAAACGUUGUCGGUACAUUUAAAAAUAAAGUUUCAAAAAUUGUAAAGGGGGGAAAGACGCCCGAAAACGCUAUAAAUUUGUUCUUAUUUGAUUACCGCAAUAUGGAACAUUGUACCACUGGCAAAAGUCCAUCACAAUUAAUGUAUAAGCGAGACGUGCGUACGCGGUUUGAUCUGUUAAGAACUAGCGUAACAGCUAGAAUAGAACGAAAGCAACGAGCACAAAUUGUAGCACGAGCAGGUAAGCGAAAGAAUGAUGUAGAAGUCGGUGACGUUAUUUUGUACGAUAACCAUGCCGUUGGAGGUGAGAAGAGAAAGUUAGGAGAAGUUGUAAAAAAGGUAUCUCCAUCAACCUAUGUUGUAAGGGAUUGUAAUGGUAGUUUUCAAAAGCGCCACAUCGACCAGAUUGUAAAGCGACCGCCUGUUCGUCGCUCGCCGCGUAUAAACAAAGAUAAAAAAAAAAGCGGAAGAUUGUAG
Messenger RNA from Cyphomyrmex costatus, 909 nucleotides. RefSeq lists its product as uncharacterized. The record is from RefSeq and is a predicted model, not a curated record. Gene Ontology annotation, molecular function: nucleic acid binding. The transcript has a single exon. Bases 1 to 909 code for a protein of 302 amino acids. Lineage: Eukaryota; Metazoa; Arthropoda; Insecta; Hymenoptera; Formicidae. Gene Ontology annotation, biological process: DNA integration.